ACGCGUCGAAGCUGCAGAACCCGAGCAGGAAGCAGUCGGUCUCCCGGAGUCUGAAACACCUCUUCAACUCCUCCAACAAGUUUGUGAAAACUCUGAAAAGGGGGAUCUACCUGGCCGCCGUGUUCUACCACAGAGACAGUUUACUGGUGACGGCCGAGGAUCAGAUCCCCAUCGUGGAGGUGGACGACUCGUACAGCAGCUCGCUCAUGCAGGACUUCCUCUGGUUCACUAAGCUGUCCUGCAUGUGGGAGGACGUGCGGUGGUUGAGACAGAGCAUGUCUGUCUCCAUGUCGUCGUCCUCCACGCUGCAGGCUCGACACAAGAUGCUGACGGCGGCCGGUCAGCUGCAGAGUCUCCUCGGGACUCACAACCUGGGCCGCGUCCACUACGAGCCAAUCAAAGACCGCCACGGGAACGUGCUGCUGGUGACGAUCCGCGACAUGGAGAGCCAGCACUCGCUGUUCAGCGGGAAGUGGAUGCAGGUGACCAAACUGCAGAGCCAGAGGAAGAGCCUGUCCACGCCCGAGGAGCCGUACGCCCUCGACAUCCUCAUCAUCACCAUCCAGGACAUCCUGGCGUAUCAGCGGCGCAGCGUGAACCGUCUCUCCCCGGGUCUGUACCUGGGUUACCUGAAGCUCAGCAGCUCUGUGGACCAGAUCAGAGUCCUGGUGUCCCAGAGGACGCCCAACAUGCUGUGUCACAGCCGCAUACGAGACAACGCCAACGUCUCCAGGGAAGAGUGGGACUGGAUCCAGACGCUGUCGGCUGCAGGAGAAGAGGGUGAGGAGGGGCCAAGCACUGAGAGCCACGCCCCUUUACUGUACUACGAGCUGCAGACGGCCAUCAAGUCUCUGCUGAAACACAUCAACCUACCUCUGCACCAGGCCCGUCACUUCCGUCUGUACAGUCAGGAGGUCGUCGAGCUCGGUCACGGCGUCUCCUUCCUGCUGCUGCUCCCCGCCGCCGACAACGUUUGCUCCGCCCCCGGACAGUCCAACCCCUACACACCUCUGUCAGGGUUCCUCCACCUGCCUCUGCAGAUGUUUGAACUCGUUCACUUCUGCACGUACAAAGAGAAGUUCAUCAGUCUGUACUGCCGCCUGUCUUCCGUCCUCGACCUCGACGCCCUCAUUACCCAGCAGGCAUUGAGGGAAGCGAUCACUGACAGCGAGGUGACCACGGCUAAACAGAGACACCAGCUCAUACUGGACUACAUCCAGCAGUUGGACGAGAUGCGUCGUGACCUCCGCUGGAUCACCGACGCCCUGCAGUACGCUCGCUACAAGCAGCCCCGUGGCGGCGUCCCCAUCACCUGCCUGGUAGACGCCAACGCUCCGGAGAGCGACCCCAGCCAGCAGAAGAAUGACUCCACCUCCUCCAACAUGGACUACCUGCCCACACCUUCCCCUUCACCUGAGCUCCGCAGGAGGAAAGCCAUCAGCGACUCUCUGCUCGGCUCAGAUGAAGACGGGUCCUCGGAGGUUUUCCUGCCGACAGACAGCGACUACGACUCGAGCGACGCCCUGAGCCCCCGCGAGCUGGACCUGCUCUACUCUCCCCCCCAGGGUCUUUCCCAGCAGGCCCUGCACUCCCUGGGCGGCAGCGCUCCAGACGUGCUCCAGAUCCAUGAGCUCAGGUACAGCGUCUGCCCCCCCACAGACCUGCCCCUCUCUCCCGCCCUGAAGGAUCCUAAAUCUUCCCCCCUCCUCACCCCGCACUCCCCCUCUCUGUCCAAGCACUUUCCGUUCUCUACCUCGGCUUUGCCUCGUUCUCCCUCGCUCUCCAGGACCCUCCCGACCUCCCCCUCCCUCCCCCUGUCCCCCAGAUUCUCCAACGACCUCCCUCUGUCCCUCCCCCUCUCCCCUGCGCUGUCCGACACCACCAAGACACUGGAGGGCCUGUCCCUCUCAAAGGAGGGCAUCGCCCCCCUGAGGGCCCUCGCCAACCCCCCCGCCAAACGAAAGCUGCUCUCCAGGAGCCACCGGGGUCAGUACUUCAGCGGUCCUCAGCGCUGGCUCAAGGGUCACAGCGGGGAGAGCCUCACCGGGUCUCUAUCUGAGGGGGUCUACACCAAACAGGUGGACCAGGACCUGACUCCGCUCGGGGACAGCCCCUCCCUGCAGGGCCCCACCUACGUAAGCCACGCCUCCUGCGUCCUGGAGAGCAGGAAAGGUCGACAGCGAGAGCCCCGACCCCACAUACGCCGGAUCUUUGUAGAGCCUUGCAAGGAGCUGUCUCCAGGCCACGAGAGGAGGGACUGGGGGGAGGGGGAGCUGGGGGGAGGGACGACGAAGGAGGUGACGGCGGCAGGUGUGUCGGUGGUUGUGGCUCAGGUGGAGUCGGAAGGGGAGGGGGAGGAGCCAGAGGGAGCUGCCACCCAGGAAGUAGACUCAGACGACCAAACAAACGCCCAGGUGUCAGAGAUCCUGAGCAGCACGCUGUAGUGACGACCUGCCAGACGUGACCUCUCUGUAGAUUGUAAACUAAAGUUGCUGGUUCAACUCCGCCAAGCCUCAGAACCCAUGGCAUCGACUGUUACAAAGAAGAAAAAAAAUCAAUGCAAACGACAAGCCAACACUGCUUCUCCGAAACAGAAAACUUUGCACACUUUGACCAAAAACAAGAAGCUUUGAUUGAUUGUGGCUUGGAUACAGAAAUAUGACGCCUUCUCUCCCCCCGGUUUAGUUUCAUUCACAUCGCUGAGAAGGAUUCCUGUCGUUGAUUAUCUCCCUGUGUUAAGAGCAUGGAUUCUCCUCUACUUGAAGUGAAUGUACAGUUCAGUCUGAUUGUUCGAGUCUAAAUGUGGUCGAUUUUACCUGUGGUCAGUUUUAAAGAUUAUAUUAAAUUUAUAUGAUUCCCCAGAGUUUUAAACCGCCUAACAGACCACUAAAACCUUCUGAAGUAUUUUUGUGAUCUGGGGUUGAAGUCGUGUUUCCCCGAGACGUUGGUGGACGGUCAGAUUUGUGUUUUGUUGGCAUGAAGUCGUCUGUAGCCGUCCGUUCGUCUGGACUGAAGCGUCUCGUCCAGUUUGUGCCUCCUCCUGGUUCUGCAUGAUGCCGUCAGGGUCACGGGGGGGUGUCAGGAUAUCUCUGUCUGCACUUUGCCCCCCCCCCCCCCCGACUCACAUUUCACCCGGGCCUGACGGUGUUUGUUGUGCUGUCGUGUUGACUUUUCGUUCAGCUUCUUCUUUUCGUUUUUUUCUGAGGCUGCUGCUGUGUUUUAUCUUUUCUUACAAGCUGCACCAGAAAAAAGAUAGAUUUUUUUUGUGAGAAGUGAAACUCUGGUCGGUUUGAACAUGCACAGAUCCUUCACAUGUAUGCACGGUAUUUUAACAGUGCGUUUUUCAUGUUUGCAGAUAGCAAUUAUGGAAUAAAAGCUAAUGGAAUAGAUUUGAUGCAUUUGGGCAUUAACUGUGGCAGCUUCUCUCAUUAAUGAUGGUAAAAAGGUCAAUGUCCUCAAACGUGUUGAUGAAGUAUUCAUUUGCAGGUGUUGUUUUUGUUUUGAAUGUGUAACACAAAUCCUGCAGGACUCACACAGUACUGCAGUCACCUCGUCAUGUGGAAGAAGAGUUGGUUUUUAAAACAUUUAUGGAGGUAAAACAGAAAAAAUCACGACAAAAUCCAAUGUUGAGUCGGGGGUGAUUAGCGUAGCGUAGCUUAGCAUAAAGACUGAAAGUGGAGGGAAACUGCCAACCAGGAUCAGUUACAUUCUUAUUUCGUUUAUUUCAAACGAACAGAAGUGUAAAAAUGAGUGAGUCACAGAGACAUGGCUAGCAGUUUCCCUCUGCUUUCAGUCAUUAUGCUAAGCUACGCUAAUCAAAGAAAUGACUGUGCAACCAUUGUUUUUCUUUUAUGUUAGACACAUAAAAAUGAGAGUGACGACCAGCUGAACAUCCCAACCUCAGAAAGAGAGAGAAUAAAUACAGAAGUAUUAAAAAACUAUUGAUUUUAUUUUUAUUUUAGAAUGACGAGCGGUUUCUGACACCCAUAGAUUUUAUUUUUGUAGCUUUGGUUGUUAAUCGUUUGGUUUUAAUAAAUCAGGUGACUGUUGAGACGAACACGAGCAGACAUGUUGGGAACAAACUGAUUUUUAACUUUUUUACUUCAAAGUCGUCACGAUACCAGAGCUUUAAAACUUUGAUACGAUUCUAGUGAAAAUCAAACGAUAUUGAUUCCUGUUUUAAAAACCACGACGACAAAAGUCACUCCAUCUCCCUCUUUCUCUUAGACACCCCAAUGUUAGAUCAUUUCUUAUUCGAUUAUUAUAAAUUGCAGAUAAACUCCUGCACACUGUCUGUGUUGAACUAAAAUGAUUUUUUUCUAUUUAGACAGUGAGCAGGAUUUUGUCCUGUCUCAUGAGAAAGAUUGAGUUGUGUUAAAGCUUCGGUACUUUUUGUUGCUCUCGUUCUUUAAAAUAACAGAAAGUAUCAAUUUAAAGGUCACAUAUUAUUUAAAAUCCACUUCCCCAUGUUUCUCUAACUCUAACAUGUGUCUCUAGUCCGUCUA
Messenger RNA from Labrus bergylta (ballan wrasse), 4505 nucleotides. The record is from RefSeq and is a predicted model, not a curated record. NCBI's taxonomy places the organism in Eukaryota, Metazoa, Chordata, Actinopteri, Labriformes, Labridae.